This is a messenger RNA of Seriola dumerili (greater amberjack), 933 nucleotides long. Its product is annotated as mu-type opioid receptor-like. Bases 1 to 933 code for a protein of 310 amino acids. The record is from RefSeq and is a predicted model, not a curated record. Gene Ontology annotation, cellular component: membrane. Gene Ontology annotation, biological process: G protein-coupled receptor signaling pathway. The transcript has a single exon. Gene Ontology annotation, molecular function: G protein-coupled receptor activity. NCBI's taxonomy places the organism in Eukaryota, Metazoa, Chordata, Actinopteri, Carangiformes, Carangidae.
AUGGCUGCUAACAACUCAUUGACUGGUGAUGAUUUGUUGCUCCUAACGGUGCAGUUCGUUGUUGUGCAGUCACUGGUGAUGAUUUUUCUUUUCAUCAACUUGUUGCUCAUCAUAACCUUUUUUAAAAAGGAGUAUUUCUACACAACUGCUCGCUACAUCCUAUUUGCUGUUACUUUACUGUCAGAUAGUUUGUUGUUAUUCAUGGCGGAUAUCCUUCUCAUCUUCAACCAUUUUCGUAUUACCAUUCAAGUUUGGUUAUGCAUCAUUAUCUCUGUUUUGAUACUUGUGUAUGUAACAGUCACACCAGUUACUCUGGCAGCAAUGACCCUGGAGCGCUACGUGGCCAUUUGCAUGCCCCUGCGCCAUGGAGAGCUGAGCUCUACACGUAAUACAAUGAACUGUAUCCUCAUCAUUCAUGGCAUCAGCUCUGUGCCCUGCAUUCUUAUUCUCUCCACCUUCUUUGCAUCAGCAUCUCUAAGCUUCUACACAAAAUAUCAGAUAUGUGUAGCUGAGUUAUUAAUGUUUUACAUAUGGCAGCAUAAUCUUAGGUCAGCUGUAUAUCAAUUCCAGUUUUUGAUUAUGAGCAUCAUCAUUGUUUUCUCUUAUAUUAAAAUAAUGAAAGUGGCCAGAGCUGCAUCAGGAGAUGAUAAAAAGUCAUCAAAGAAAGGGCUGAGAACAGUGGUUCUUCAUGGUUUUCAGCUGCUGCUCUGUCUCAUCCAGCUGUGGUGCCCGUUCAUUGAAAGUGCUUUUUUUCAUAUUAACUUAAGUUUAUAUGAAAUUAUGAGGUACUUAGAUUUCUUACUGUUUUAUCUUGCACCGAGAUGUCUGAGUCCUCUCAUUUAUGGCCUCAGAGAUGAAGUUUUUUUUCAAGCACUGAAAUACAUUGCCUCCUUUGGCUUGUAUAAACAAAAUCUUAUUGACAAAAUGAAUUAA